AUGUCCUUCCUCGCUCCUCCUGGUUACCAGCCCGUCUACGGCCCCACAAUUCCGUAUCUGGGGCCCAUCUAUGGAGGUCUGAGGGAGGGAGCGUCCAUCUACAUCCAGGGCUCGGUUCCGGACAAUAUCACCAGGUUCUUCGUCAACCUGUUGUGCGGACCGUCCGAGUCCAGCGACAUCGCCCUCCACUUCAACCCGCGCUUCGACGGCCGGGACAAGGUGGUCUUCAACAGCCGGCAGAAUAACACCUGGGAUGCGGAGGAGAAGAUCCGCGACAUGCCCUUCGGCAAGGGCGAGGCCUUCGAGAUGGUCGCGGUGUGCUCGGCGCAGGGCUACCAGUUCAAAAUCAACGGGAAAGACUUCCACACCUUCAAGCAUCGCCUCCCUUUGGCGAGAGUGUGCGGCAUGCAGAUUGGGGGAGACGUUUCCAUCCAGACGAUUAACGUCAUCGGGGGAGGAUACCCAGGAGGCAGCAUGGGGGGAGGAUACCCAGGAGGCAGCAUGGGUGGUGGCUAUCCGGGUGGAAUGGGGGGCAGUAUGGGGGGUGGAUUCCCAGGAUCAAGCCUGCCGGGUAUGGGCGGACUGCCAAUCUACAACCCUCCGAUCCCGUACUCGGGCGUGAUCCCAGGAGGAAUGUUCCCCAAGAGGACCGUCGUCAUCAGAGGCACGGUGCCCUACCAGGCGAGCAGGUUCAGCAUCAACUUCCUGGCGAGCAGAUCUGGUGACAUCGCCUUCCACAUCAACCCGCGCGCGAGGGACGGCGUGGUGGUGCGUAACAGCAUGAUCGGCGGCCGCUGGGGGCAAGAGGAACGCCAGCUCGGCGCCAGCCCCUUCGAGGAGGGCCAGUACUUCGAUCUGUCGAUCCGCUGCGGCAGCGACCGCUUCAAGGUGUUCAUCAACGGGCAGCCGCUGUUCGAUUUCACUCACCGCACGUGUGCCGUCAACGACAUCGACAAGCUGGAGGUGGCGGGCGACGUGCAGAUCUCCUACAUCCACUUCUGAAAGCACACCCGGUUUGCGCCAACACCGCAUGCGCGUGAUAUCACCAUGUCAACCAGCA
Messenger RNA from Phycodurus eques (leafy seadragon), 1060 nucleotides. RefSeq names its product galectin-4-like. Gene Ontology annotation, molecular function: carbohydrate binding. The transcript has 12 exons. Bases 1 to 1002 code for a protein of 333 amino acids. The record is from RefSeq and is a predicted model, not a curated record. NCBI's taxonomy places the organism in Eukaryota, Metazoa, Chordata, Actinopteri, Syngnathiformes, Syngnathidae.